Molecule: messenger RNA, 1714 nt
Organism: Rhipicephalus sanguineus (brown dog tick)
Lineage: Eukaryota; Metazoa; Arthropoda; Arachnida; Ixodida; Ixodidae
Product: REST corepressor 2
Exons: 1
Coding region: 100-1065 (321 amino acids)
Biological process (GO): negative regulation of DNA-templated transcription; regulation of transcription by RNA polymerase II
Cellular component (GO): transcription regulator complex; histone deacetylase complex
Molecular function (GO): transcription corepressor activity
Source: RefSeq, a predicted model, not a curated record
CGUUCCCAGCGAUUACGCUUGGGCGCACUUUAUCGGUCACAGGAGUUUCUUAUCUCUUUCCACUAACCCAGCAAACGCCACUGCGUUUCGACCUGGAGCAUGGUGCCGGUCGGGACGCGUUACAAGUUGAGGGAUGCCCACCGCUUCCAUGCUACGAGUACGACAGAUGCCUGUCCGUACGAGAGAGGCUCACCAACAAAACGACCGGAGAAAGGACAUAGCGUUCACAUCGGCAGCAAGUACCAGGCCCGGGUUCCUCGUACUGUGCCACCAGAUCUUCCGCCCGCCGACUCUGCGCCUGACAGGGCAGUUCAAGUAUGGUCUCCCAGAAGUGGUAUUUCGGACAGUGAGCUGGAUGCUUACACUAGCUUCGCUGCCGAACUGUACGGCUACAACGAAGAGCAAGCCCUGGGAUUGCUUCAGUGGCAUGGGCACGACCUGGAUAAAGCGAUUUCCGAGCUCGGAAACUUUGUACCUAUCGUAGACGAGUGGACGGCGGAGGACGAUGCACGGUUCGAGAACGCGUUGGUUGUUCACAGCAAGAACUUCCGCGUGAUACAGCGCAUGUUUCCGAAAAAGACCAUUCCCAGCCUAGUGAAGCACUACUACCUCUGGAAGCAGACGCGAACGUACACGAGCUUGCUGGAGCAUCGGAUACUGCGUCCGACCACAACACCACGUGGUAGAUGGAUCUUUGAAAACGGAAAAGCGCAGGGUGGUAGCACUCGCAUCAGAAAAGGCACCAUCUGCGGCCGCUUCUUGGAGCGCGUUGGUGGCGACUCUGAGAAGAACGGCAGCUUUCAGCGUGAUCCAGAAAAAGCAGUCGCAACCGCAAGGAAGGAUCGGUAUCAGCAACGCUAUUUCUGCCUGAAACGUGGAGACCUCGAGCAGUUAACUCAAGGAUUGCCAUACGAGUUUGACUCCACCAUGCAGGCGAUGGACCGUGAAAUUGCAAACAUGCGAAAACAGGUGCAGAAGAACAAGCAGGACCUAAGCCGAAUGAAGCAUCUGUAUGCCAGAAGUAUCGAUGUGGUUCUUCACUUUCAUGACAACGGACUGCUGUGAGCUCGUGGCAUGUCACAGGCUGAAUGCCACCACGGCAUCUAUGACGUGGACAAGAAACCUCUAGAACUGAUGCGUCACUUAAUAUGCAUAACAUUUCAUUUGUGCUGAGUGGUACUGGAAAUUACGUGCAAUGUUUGGCUAGUCAUUGACUGUUUACCGUUACAGAAGUUCACAACUGUUAUAAUAUUUUUAUAAUGUCUUCACAAACUGUUAUGCGCAGCCGAUGGGACUUGAGGUGUCCACAGUUUGCCCAGAAUACCAUGCUUUUACUAGGCCCAGCUUGUUUCAGAUGCCUUUUAUUGAUCGGCUGUCUACUCACUACCCCAUCUAGUCAGUGCAUUUUCAUCUUAACAUGUGCAUUACCGUUUCACCAAUUUCACAUUGUGUACAAAGAAACUUGGAUAUCAUACCUAAAUAUUUGCUUUUUUGCUCCUAAAGCAGUGAUAAUCUGCACAAUUCUCAUUAAACUGCCUCAUAUUUACACUGCCAUUUACCGACUUUUGUGUAGUCGCACACAUCACUGGUUUUGUUUUAGUGCUGCUCACAAAGAUUGUUGAGAGGAAUGCAUACAUGUCUGAGGGUAAGUGCAAUGUUUGGCUAGUCAUUGACUGUUUACCGUUACAGAAGUUCACAAUUGUUAUAAUAUUUU